Symbiodinium necroappetens is the source of this 2328-nucleotide messenger RNA. The record is from the annotation of a GenBank genome assembly. Lineage: Eukaryota; Dinophyceae; Suessiales; Symbiodiniaceae.
GUGACGCAUGAAACAGCCGAGGGAACGCCUCCAGCGGCUCGCGGCCCGCGGAUUGCCCACACACGGCCUCGUCAACCGGGUCGCCGCUUCUUUCGGCGACAGAGACGAGGCCACCACGGCCCUUACCGUCGCCAGAAGUGGUGGACCGAGCCACCCACGACACCGGCUCCCGAACCUGGGAAGCAGUGUUGCAUCUUUAAUCGGAUCGGAUUCUUCGCUUUUCGAACGCAGGAGGGCGCCAAUGAUAACCCUGAUGGUGGAAGAUCCUUUGACAUAGCACCAGAUCAGCGCACUGCAGUCUACUCGGAUGACUCACAGGUCGGCUUCGCCGACAUUUCCGACCCGUACAGCCCCGCUGGAACGGGCUUGAGCACCAGCUUUUAUGGUCCCGAUUCUGUGGCAGUUAAGGACAAUACUGUUGCUUUAGCCAACAGGCGCGAUCAGCUGCAUGUCGUCGACAUCACGUCUCAGACAUCCGUGCGCACCAUCGAGCUUGGAGCAAGGGCAUCUGACAUUACUAUCAGCCCAGACAGAACGAUUGCGGCUAUUGCGACUCAGGGUACCUACAUGGUCCAAGUGAACAUCUCUAGUUCGGACCCAGUGGCCUGGACAACGCAGGUGAUAAGUGACAUUACGAACAUUACCUACGACUAUCCCAGGGUUGCAAUUCGGGCAGACAACAUCGCAGUAGUGACCGUGCACAGCAACUCGGUGAUUAUACUGAAUCUGACGGAUGCCACGAUCCUUCACAAGUUCUCUGCCGGCGAAGUUAACCUCACUGGCAUCGACACGCUUGAGGAUGACUUCAUUCGCUUGAACUCCAGCCUCACGGAUGUUAGGCGGACGCCGUACGACGUUGCUUGGCUGGGUGAUUCGACCUUCUUUGCCACGGCGGACAGGCUCAGCCGAGGCUUCAGCAUCUUUAAGCAGAGUGGAGAGCUUGUCUUCACUUCGGGGAAUCAGCUGGACCACCUGGCCGUUUCUCUUGGCCACUACCCUGAGUCAGACUCUGACCCUAACGACUGCAGCAUUGAUGUUCAGAGGGUGCAGUUCGGCACAGUGGACGAUUGCCAGAUGCUCUUCGUCCAGAGUAUCAGGGCAAGCCUCACCUUUGUCUUCGAGGUCUCUGACCCCUCUACGCCCGAAUUCUUGCAGGCACUGCCAUCCAUCAGAAGGCCUGCGGAUGGGAAGGUGGUGCCCGACAGGUAUCUCUAUGUCUCAAUCUCGGAGGGACAUGCGUCUAGUGCUCGAGACAUUGACUCUGGCUUGAACUUCUACCAGUGUUCACAGUGGCCUAGGCAGUUUCCCUUCCUGGAGUCCGGAGACGCAGAGGAUGGCACGCCUCUUCCAUGGACGUCGGUGGCCGGGCUCACCGGUGAAGAAGACGGCACGCUGUAUGGCAUCGAGGGGGACGAGCUUCAGGCGCAAACUCAAAUCUUGGUCAUUGACAGUCAGCAGCAACCUCCACUAAUCACGGAAACCAUGUCCGUGACAUACCCGAAUGGCAGCUUGGUGGAGAAGUUGCAGGUUCAGGGGAUCGAGCGCAUCCCCUCAGGCUUCGCGAUUGUCGAGAAGUCGGGGCGUCUCCAUCUUCUCAGCAGCUCCGGCGUACUUCAGGCCUCCUUAGAGGUCCAAGUCUUCGGCAGCCUCAGUGGCGUGGCCUACGAUUCGAGCCUUGGCCUCCUCCUUACGGACACCAGCGGCUUCGUGCAGCUCUGCGACUUGCAGCCCGCCUGCGGCCUCAGCAACUUCAGCUACACCGUGGAUUCGCAGGACAGCGGCUCGGUCGACGGCCCGGUCGAGCUACAGGAUGUGGCAGCAAUAGGGAAUGGCGCUUUCCUGUUCAUGGAGACAGAUGGCGAAGGCGGAUUUGAUGCUACAGUUGGCAGGAUUUACAAGGCUGAGCUCCCGCAGUCUGGGGGCAUUUUAUCGAAGUUUUUAGUGGCAGACUUCUUGUUGGACCUGAUCGACCUACGGGGGCCCGUGCUGCAGGACUUCAACAGCAUGGCCGUGACGAUGGUGUUCAUGCUGCCAAAGAAGAUGAUAUGCAAUACCCCUUCAACCGCGAGCAACAACAUGUUGAUGAUUUUGAGGCCGGAGGAGCAAUGGAUGGCAGCCUACUGGGGCCCCCCGGCGGAGGCUACCAGUCGCUGCUGUCCACGAACUACAGCGUGCCCUCAACGAAGUACGAGGUCCCCACGACUUGGGGAUACUCUGUACCCGGUACGGCCUAUGAGACUGCAGGGACCAUGCAGGGGACCUAUUCCCCGCCGGAUACGAGUGGGCCCGUCUACGCGGCUCCUGCUUCCCCGGAGAGGGACCUUCUGA